This is a messenger RNA of Seriola aureovittata, 1702 nucleotides long. RefSeq names its product upper zone of growth plate and cartilage matrix associated b (gene ucmab). The transcript is spliced from 5 exons. Bases 40 to 453 code for a protein of 137 amino acids. The record is from RefSeq and is a predicted model, not a curated record. Gene Ontology annotation, biological process: embryonic skeletal system development; regulation of osteoblast differentiation. Gene Ontology annotation, cellular component: extracellular matrix. NCBI's taxonomy places the organism in Eukaryota, Metazoa, Chordata, Actinopteri, Carangiformes, Carangidae.
CACUGCUUGUAUCCCAACAGUUCAGACACAGAGCUAAAGAUGUCCUGGACGUAUGCAACCCUCCUGCCUCUCCUCACUGUGCUCCUGGCACUCUCCUUGUCUCCGGAGGCCGACUCUGCAGCUGUGCCCAGCAACACAGGCAGCGCUAAAGAGCCACAGGGUCCACUGAAGAGGAUUUUCAUGAAGGAGGCCGAUGCCUCAAACUUCUUCAGAAGACGCAGCAGACGGGGCGUGAAGUCUCAGGAUGAGAUUAAUGCUGAGCAGAGGCUGGUUUUGGCUGCAGAUGAACGGAAAAGAGAGUUUCACGAGGAGAAGAGGAACGAGUUUGAGAGCUACGCUGAAGAGGAGCAUGAUGAACAAAACGAGAGGACCAGAGAGAGCACCGAGCAGUGGAGGGAGUUUCACUACGACGGGAUGCAUCCUCCCCACGAGUACAACCGUCACUCCAUCUGAGUCUGGGGGCCAGUAAGAGAGGAGAGGUGUGAAGCUGCGAGCUGACAGGAUACCAAGAUUUAAAAGAAGCUACACAGUGAUGCUUUUCACCACAGACCGUGACAGUUACACGGCAGAGACAUCACAACUGAAUCAAAUCUUUUCACUUGUUUUUAACCUUUGUGUUGUUGAUUGGCUUUACGUCCUCAGUGUUUGGGCUCCCACAGAUCCUGCUGCUGUAUGUGAUAAAGUAAUAAUAAUAAUAAUAAUGGUAACGAUAGCAAAGUUUUCCUUUUUUUUCAUCAGAUUUUUUGUCUAUUCUUCUAAAAGUCUAAAUAUGUAGAAAAGUAUUGAAGCGGUAACAAUUGGCUUUGCUACAAACUGUGUUUGAAUAUUUCAAGAAGUUGACAAAAGAGGAAAAUAACCCUAAGGCAUAUUAUUAAACCAAAUAAGUAAAUAUUUGAUGUUUUAUAUGUUUUGGUGAUGCAUGAACUAAAACUAAUUCCUUUUGUUUAGGGCUGCAACUAACAAUUAUUUUCAUUAUUGAUGAAUCUACUGUUUUUGUUUGUUUGUUUUUUCACGAUUAAUCAAUUUCAUUUGCUCUAUGAAAUGUCAGGAAAAUACCACAAUCACAAUUUCCCAAAACACAAGGUGAAUUAAUUCGACCCUUUUGGUUCAACAAACAGCUCAAAAGCAAAUCCACUCAUUUAACUAUCGCUGUUUCAUGGACUGAGAAAACCAGCAGAGUCACAUCUGAGACUUUUUGCUAUAAAUAACUUAAAAAGUCAUUAACAGACAAAUAAAUGUGCGUUACAUUAUCACGAAUAGUUGCAUUACUGAAGUUUAGGAUAAUUAAAGCCCAUUAAUGUCCUCUUUAUAAGAAACUGUUAUAAAACUCUGCUAUCAGAAAACCCAAUAGACUUAUUUGGGAAGUGCUGCUUAAAAAGUUCUGUAAACAUCGACCACAUAUAUUAAGCCAUAUAGAAAUCCACAGUACUGAAGCAUGUUUUACAGCUGAGGUCUGUGAAACCCCCAAACAUCAGCAGACUUCUAAAACUAAUGUCACCAGUUCAAAAUCGUGUUUAUAAACCAUUCUCAUACAAUUAGAAAAAGCCAUUAAGUAUCAAGCAGAUAACACAAAGUGAAGUUUGGGGUUUCAGCUGUUAGAGGUAUCCUGGGUUAAAUAGAUGCAUCAUUUUACAGCACCUGGUAUUCACACUCAGAAUAAGUAUGAAUAUACUGUAUUUACUCAUGUUUACUAUACAUUUAC